UAUUGUCUCGCGCUCUCCAACACUCUCCAAGACCAAACCCUAGAGCCCUUUUUCUCCCUUCCUCUGUCUUCAUCGUUCCCACCCUUCCUUCUCUUUCUCGUCUCUCAACACAAUCAACGUGGACCUCUAACUAUCAUUUAAUUUCAUAAAUUUUUUAUUUUUUUCAGAUUAGGAUGGAGCCAAUUGCAGUGGAUUCCAGUGAGAUUCCAGAAGUGUGUAGGAAAAAGGAUGGAGUGGGAUAAGGAGGUGGUUCAUGUGGCACGUGUGUUGUAUGGUUUACUCAAUGAGGGGCUGGGAUUGGUUGCGGAGAGGCUCACGAAGAUGGGUCUGGUGGAAGGAAGAGUUAUGGUGGGGCACUAUUAUUUUGACAGCUGGGAUAACCCUUGCAUUAUUUGGUGGUGUACGAAAGCAUCCUAUGGAUCAGAAUAAUGUUCCUGUCAGGGGAGAUAUUCAUGUCAUAAUUGUUGGUAAUCCUGGUCUAGGUAAGAGCCAGUUGCUACAAGCAGCAGCUGCUGUCUCUCCACGUGGUAUCUUUGUCUUUGGUAAUGCCACAACCAAAGAUGGCCUCACAGUAGCUGUAGUGAAGGAUUCCAUGACAAGUGACUAUGCUUUUGAGGCCGGUGCUAUGGUGCUGGCUGACAGUGGAUUGUGUUGUAUUGAUGAGUUAGAUAAAAUGUCAAUAGAGCAUCAGGAUUUGCUUAAGGCGAUGGAGCAACAGCGUGUUUCUAUUGCAAAGGCAGGAUUAGUAGCAAGUUUAUCAUCCAGGACUUUUGUCUUAGCAGCUGCAAACCCCGCUUGUGGUCACUAUAAGUAAUUUUCUAUUUUUUUAUUGUUCCCACAAUUUCCCUUUAAUGGGUCAUUCAUAUUUUGAUAUUUUGUCAGAUUUAUCAUGAUAAAAUAAUAUAUAAACACUAAUAAAUCAUAUAAAGUUCACUAAUAUCCAAUACAUUUCCAUUCUCUCUUUAAACGAUGUAGACGUUACUAAAAACAAAUCAAGCCUAACUCAGUUGAAAAAGCUAGUUAAGGAAGAAAACAUGGAACAUUUUUAUACAUCUACCUUAUGCUUAGGAUUAGAUAUAUAAUUUUCAUUUAUAUAUCUUGCAGACAAAUGAUGUUCAAGCUCCACUUUUUCCAUUAAUUGCAAGGUGUAAGCGGAAUGUAGAAUAUAGGUAUAAUAAAAUAAUGAGAAUGCCAACUACUAGUAGUACGUAAUUAGAACAAAAGUAUCAAAAUUAAAACGAAAAUAACUUUGAUGUUGUUAGUAUAUGAGUUUAAUUUUGAUACAGUGUAAAAAUUUAAAUUUUUAAUUAAUUAGAAACUAAUGAUUUGUGAAACAAUUACUGCAAAAGGUAUAGGAGAAUAUAUAUAAUUAAUUGCAAAUGUUAGUGUAUUUAAAUUAGAUUCUUAAUUAACAUAUUCAUAUUGUUAUUUUUUGUAUCUUUUUUAUUUAUUGAGACAGUGGAAUGAUAUGAUACCGCACUAUAUUUAUUGAGACAGUGAAAUCACCUAAGUAUUGAGAUUCUUUAAUUUGUAUAAAUUGUAUUCUAUUAUUUGCUAUCAAAAUAAAGCCAGUCAUGUAACAUAGCAGUGUUUCUUUGACAAAUUCUGCAAGUUAUUUGUAAAAAUCUCUAAUUAAUUAAUAUGGACAACAUAUUAUAUUAUAACAUUUAUAUUAGUUAUUUACAUUUAAAUGGGUUUAAUAUAAAGUGAUCUAUUUAAGCGAGCUCAUUAGACUGUCAGAAAAUUAAUAUGGGCUUAAUGAGCGAAAACCAAUUUGACCCAUUAGAGGAUAAUGAAAACCCUAAUAGGUUUAAAACCUAAGGAAUGGUUAUGGUCCCCAAUACACCAAAAUCAAUAAACAGUUUUUCCUCUCCCCAUCUGAAGAGAAAACGAAGGUCCCAUAAGGAAGAAGGUGAUUUGGUUGAGGAAGGUCAUUAAACCAAUUGUUUGUGACCAUUGUCAAAUUCCGUUGCGUGUUGAUCAAACUCUCUAUGGAUCCAGGUAUUCCUUAAAACCUCUUGAUAAUCUGGCGUAAUGUGUUUUGGUGCUCAUUUGAUAUUUUAUAAGGUUUGUUGGAAAUUCCCAACAAGUGGUAUUAGAACCACCAUUACUGUUAGAUUAUUGGGAUUUAAAGUUCUAUUUGAUAUGUAUUAUAUCUGGAUCCUUUUAGUUAUAUGAACCCUAAUUUUAUUUUGGGGAGAAAAAAUUUUGAUCAAUAAAAUUGUAAAACCCCUAAUUUUAUGUGUUAUGACCAUAAAGUUUUUCUCCUCUUUAGAAUUAAUAAAAGGCCUUUGCAUUUGAUUUACGGGGUUGUAUAAUUUUUUUUUGUUUGUGUCGCAUUUGCUGACAUAUUAUUCUAUUGGAGAUAAAGGUUCUACGUAUCUUGUGUUGGCAUUUAGUACGUGACACAAUUUCAUAAAUAUAUAUUUUUUUAUAUGAAUCAGUGAUAAGACAAUAGUCUUUUGUCUUAUAUGAAUAAUUUAUUAUUUUUUGGCCAACUAUUUAUUUUAUGAAAUGAUGAUAAACUGAUAAUUUAUGAUAUUCAUGUGAUUAGUAUAAAUUUGUGAUAGUACUGUGAUAUGUUUGUUUCGGGUGCGUAAUUAGUUUACCACGAUGUAGUUUUUUUCAAACAUUUACUGCGAUCACAAUUGGGUGCAAAUUUAACCAUUACAGAUCCUUUCCAUUUAUUUGCGUGUCCUGUAAUUUUAAUUAAAUUGAUUGAACCAUUAUGUUGCCAAAGUAACCUUUAUUGCGUAAAUUAAUUUAAUUAAAUUGCAUGGAUGUUAGUAUGAAAUUAUUUAUGUGAAUUGUGAUCGGCCCAAAGGAAGACACAAUUUGGUCAAAUAAUAACAUACCUGCGAUGAUAAAUAUGUGACAAUUAUAAAGUUUUUUUUGUGAAUAAUAGUUGGUACCAAGAAAGGUUAUUAUUUGACAGAACUAAUUGUCAAUAUUUGAUCAUUGCAUUGAGAGUACCAAUUACAAAUUAGUUUCUCUGUCCAAAGACUAGAAUUAAUGUUGUGUUGGGUAUCUUGUGAUGGAUCUAUUAUGGGAAAUAUUUGCAUGUCUUGUUAUAUAUAUACUUUAUAUGACUUGCUUGAUGAUUUGUGAACAUGUUAUUAUUUUUGUUCUCUGUGUAGUUAAUAUUACCAAUGCUGCAAAUGUUACUGCCAAAGUGAAUUCUAUCCCAAUGCUGAAUGGGACAAAUUUUAAGGUCUGGAAGGAAGCCGUAGAAAUUGUUCUUGGCUGUAUGGAUUUGGACUUGGCAUUGAGGACAGAACGACCCAUUUCCACUCCGGAAACCUCUAAUGAGGUAAAAAAUUGAGAAGUGGGAUCGGUCCAACCGAAUGUGCCUUAUGAUCAUGAAGCGCUAUAUUCCAGAGGCGUUUUGGGGCUCUAUUUCUGAGGGUCAAAGUGCAAAGAAAUUCCUUGAGGAAAUUGAGCAAUACUUUGCCAGAAAUUAAGAGGUGGAGACGAGUAACCUUUUGGCUAAACUCAUCUCCAUGAAGUAUAAAGGUAAAGGAAACAUAAGGGAGUACAUUAUAGAGAUGUCCAAUCUCGCAUCAAAACUCAAGUCACUUAAGUUAGAGCUUGGUGAAGACCUGCUCAUGUACUUGGUUUUGAUAUCACUUCCUGCACACUUUGGGCAAUUCAAAGUGAGCUAUAACACUUAGAAGGACAAAUGGUCCCUCAAUGAGCUUAUAUCUCAUUGUGUGCAAGAGGAGGAGAGCCUGUAGAGAGAUAGAACUGAAAGUGCUCACUUGAUUUCGACCUCUCAGAAUAAGAAAUGGAAGAAGACUAAGGGUGCUGCGUAAGGGACUUCUUAGCAAAAGAAACAAAAUAAGGAUGAGGAAUUUGCUUGUUACUUCUACAAGAAAUCGGGACACAUGAAGAAAGAGUGUCUCAAGUAUGCCGCAUGGCAUGUGAAGAAAGGGUUGCCUGUGGAGCCGACUACCAAGUGAUGAUGAAAGAUUCAUCUUUUUGGGUGAUGGCAAGAAGGUUGCAGUGGAAGCUAUUGGAACUUUUAGAUUAUAGUUAAAAACUGGAUUUUAUUUGGAUUUAUUUGAGACUUUUGUUGUACCAUCUUUUAGACGGAAUUUGAUUUGUAUUUCUAGUUUGGACAAAUUUGGAUUUUCUUGUUCAUUUGAAAAUAAUAAAGUUAGUCUCUACCACAAUUCAA
Molecule: messenger RNA, 4177 nt
Organism: Glycine soja
Lineage: Eukaryota; Viridiplantae; Streptophyta; Magnoliopsida; Fabales; Fabaceae
Product: probable DNA helicase MCM8
Exons: 5
Coding region: 254-814 (186 amino acids)
Cellular component (GO): nucleus; MCM complex
Molecular function (GO): ATP binding; single-stranded DNA helicase activity; single-stranded DNA binding
Source: RefSeq, a predicted model, not a curated record